AUGUCAGCUUCAACAACAACAGCUGCACCCACAACUACUUUAGCCCCAACCACAACAGCUGGCUCAACAACUACAUUAGCUCCAACAACAACAGCUGUCGCCGUAACUACUUCACCUCCGGAAACAACAGCCACCCCCACAACUACUAAAGCUCCAACCACAACACCUGCCCCCACAACUACUUUAGCCCCAACAACAACAGCUCCCCCAACAACAACAGCUGCCGCCAUAACUACUUCACCUCCAGAAACAACAGCCACCCCCACAACUACUAAAGCUCCAACCACAACACCUGCCCCCACAACUACUUUAGCCCCAACAACAACAGCUCCCCCAACUACUACUGAAGCUCCAACAACAACAGCUGCCCCAACUACUACUAAAGCUCCAACAACAACAGCCACCCCCACAACUAGUAAAGCUCCAACCACAACAGCUCCCCAAACUACUACUAAAGCUCCAACAACAACAGCCGCUUCCACAACUACUAUAGCCCCAACCACAACAGCUCCCCCAACAACUACUAAAGCUCCAACCACAACAGCUGCACCCACAACAACUUUAGCCCCAACCACAACAGCUGGCUCGACAACUACAUUAGCUCCAACAACAACAGCUGCCGCCAUAACUACUUCACCUCCAGAAACAACAGCCACCCCCACAACAACUAAAGCUCCAACCACAACAGUUGCCCCCACAACUACUUCAGCUCCAACAACAGCCGCCCCCACAUCUACUUUAGCCCCAACCACAACAGCUGCCCCAACAACUACUAAAGCUGCCCCAACUACUACUAAAGCUCCAACAACAACAGCCACCCCCACAACUAGUAAAGCUCCAACCACAACAGCUCCCCAAACUACUACUAAAGCUCCAACAACAACAGCCGCUUCCACAACUACUAUAGCCCCAACCACAACAGCUCCCCCAACAACUACUAAAGCUCCAACCACAACAGCUGCACCCACAACAACUUUAGCCCCAACCACAACAGCUGGCUCGACAACUACAUUAGCUCCAACAACAACAGCUGCCGCCAUAACUACUUCACCUCCAGAAACAACAGCCACCCCCACAACUACUAAAGCUCCAACCACAACAGUUGCCCCCACAACUACUUCAGCUCCAACAACAGCCGCCCCCACAUCUACUAUAGCCCCAACCACAACAGCUCCCCCAACUACUACAAAAGCUACAACCACAACAGCUGCCCCCACAACUACGUCAGCUUCAACAACAACAGCUGCACCCACAACUACUUUAGCCCCAACAACAACAGCUCCCCCAACUACUACUGAAGCUCCAACAACAACAGCUGCCCCAACUACUACUAAAGCUCCAACAACAACAGCCACCCCCACAACUAGUAAAGCUCCAACCACAACAGCUCCCCAAACUACUACUAAAGCUCCAACAACAACAGCCGCUUCCACAACUACUAUAGCCCCAACCACAACAGCUCCCCCAACAACUACUAAAGCUCCAACCACAACAGCUGCACCCACAACAACUUUAGCCCCAACCACAACAGCUGGCUCGACAACUACUAAAGCUCCAACCACAACAGCUGCACCCACAACAACUUUAGCCCCAACCACAACAGCUGGCUCGACAACUACAUUAGCUCCAACAACAACAGCUGCCGCCAUAACUACUUCACCUCCAGAAACAACAGCCACCCCCACAACUACUAAAGCUCCAACCACAACAGUUGCCCCCACAACUACUUCAGCUCCAACAUCAGCCGCCCCCACAUCUACUAUAGCCCCAACCACAACAGCUCCCCCAACUACUACAAAAGCUACAACCACAACAGCUGCCCCCAUAACUACGUCAGCUUCAACAACAACAGCUGCACCCACAACUACUUUAGCCCCAACAACAACAGCUCCCCCAACUACUACUGAAGCUCCAACAACAACAGCUGCCCCAACUACUACUAAAGCUCCAACAACAACAGCCACCCCCACAACUAGUAAAGCUCCAACCACAACAGCUCCCCAAACUACUACUAAAGCUCCAACAACAACAGCCGCUUCCACAACUACUAUAGCCCCAACCACAACAGCUCCCCCAACAACUACUAAAGCUCCAACCACAACAGCUGCACCCACAACAACUUUAGCCCCAACCACAACAGCUGGCUCGACAACUACAUUAGCCCCAACAACAACAGCUCCCUCAACUACUACUGAAGCUCCAACAACAACAGCUGCCCCAACUACUACUAAAGCUCCAACAACAACAGCCGCUUCCACAACUACUAUAGCCCCAACCACAACAGCUCCCCCAACAACUACUAAAGCUCCAACCACAACAGCUGCACCCACAACAACUUUAGCCCCAACCACAACAGCUGGCUCGACAACUACUAAAGCUCCAACCACAACAGCUGCACCCACAACAACUUUAGCCCCAACCACAACAGCUGGCUCGACAACUACAUUAGCUCCAACAACAACAGCUGCCGCCAUAACUACUUCACCUCCAGAAACAACAGCCACCCCCACAACUACUAAAGCUCCAACCACAACAGUUGCCCCCACAACUACUUCAGCUCCAACAACAGCCGCCCCCACAUCUACUAUAGCCCCAACCACAACAGCUCCCCCAACUACUACAAAAGCUACAACCACAACAGCUGCCCCCAUAACUACGUCAGCUUCAACAACAACAGCUGCACCCACAACUACUUUAGCCCCAACCACAACAGCUGGCUCGACAACUACAUUAGCUCCAACAACAACAGCUGCCGCCAUAACUACUUCACCUCCAGAAACAACAACCACCCCCACAACUACUAAAGCUCCAACCACAACACCUGCCCCCACAACUACUUUAGCCCCAACAACAACAGCUCCCCCAACAACAACAGCUGCCGCCAUAACUACUUCACCUCCAGAAACAACAGCCACCCCCACAACUACAAAAGCUCCAACCACAGCACCUGCCACCACAACUACUUUAGCCCCAACAACAACAGCUCCCUCAACUACUACUGAAGCUCCAACAACAACAGCUGCCCCAACUACUACUAAAGCUCCAACAACAACAGCCGCUUCCACAACUACUAUAGCCCCAACCACAACAGCUCCCCCAACAACUACUAAAUCUCUAACCACAACAGCUGCACCCACAACAACUUUAGCCCCAACCACAACAGCUGGCUCGACAACUACAUUAGCUCCAAAAACAACAGCUGCCGCCAUAACUACUUCACCUCCAGAAACAACAGCCACCCCCACAACUACUAAAGCUCCAACCACAACAGUUGCCCCCACAACUACUUUAGCCCCAACAACAACAGCUCCCCCAACUACUACAAAAGCUACAACCACAACAGCUGCCCCCACAACUACGUCAGCUUCAACAACAACAGCUGCACCCACAACUACUUUAGCCCCAACCACAACAGCUGGCUCGACAACUACAUUAGCUCCAACAACAACAGCUGCCGCCAUAACUACUUCACCUCCAGAAACAACAGCCACCCCCACAACUACUAAAGCUCCAACCACAACACCUGCCCCCACAACUACUUUAGCCCCAACAACAACAGCUCCCCCAACUACUACUGAAGCUCCAACAACAACAGCUGCCCCAACUACUACUAAAGCUCCAACACCAACAGCCACCCCCACAACUACUAUAGCCCCAACCACAACAGCUCCCCCAACAACUACUAAAGCUCCAACCACAACAGCUGCACCCACAACAACUUUAGCCCCAACCACAACAGCUGGCUCGACAACUACAUUAGCUCCAACAACAACAGCUGCCGUCAUAACUACUUCACCUCCAGGAACAACAGCCACCCCCACAACUACUAAAGCUCCAACCACAACAGUUGCCCCAACAACAUCUUUAGCCCCAACCACAACAGUUGGCUCGACAACUACAUUAGCUCCAACAACAACAACUGCCCCCAUAACUACUUCAGCUCCAAUGAUUUGGCAAAUCGUGAAUCCCAGGCUUUCAAGUCCAGAGAAAAACGCAUCAAGGAUUCGCUCGCACAACAACAGCAGCCUUGACAACAGCGGCAGCCCCAACUACAACUGCAGCCCCAACAACAACUACGGCACCCAGUACAACUGCAGUCCCAAGUUCAACUACAGCACCCACAACAACCACAGUGCCAACCUCAACUGA
Anguilla anguilla (European eel) is the source of this 4149-nucleotide messenger RNA. Its product is annotated as mucin-2-like. The transcript has 4 exons. Lineage: Eukaryota; Metazoa; Chordata; Actinopteri; Anguilliformes; Anguillidae. Bases 1 to 4149 code for a protein of 1382 amino acids. The record is from RefSeq and is a predicted model, not a curated record.